AUGAGCAUUUGCUUUGGUGCAGAUCAUUCCCCUGAGGCCGUAGGGAAAUGGGCGAAGAAGUGCGGCAUAUUUCUUCAUCCGGAUGUCGCUUUUCUUGUUCCCACAAAGACAAUGGGGUUUGGCGUAUUUGCACGUAAACCGUUGAAAGCGGGCUCUGUCAUUGUCAGUUGCCCAUUUGCAAGGUGCAUCUCUCCCUAUGCGGAGAAGAAUAGCGUUGAAUCACCGUGCGUGAAGGCUCUUGCGGAAAUGCACAUCACAGACAAUGUGCUCUUUGUUGUCUUGCGACUUAUGGCCGAAGCCGUGCGUCCCUUGUCGCCGUGGAUGCCGUGGCUGAGUGCCUGCCCACGCAUGCCGAAUCAUUUCUUUGAUGUUGCAGCAGUUGGGCCUGUGUUUGGUCUGGCACCGAGCGCUGAUACUGGGAAGGCACCGACGGCAGGUGUACCCUUGACAUGGACAGGAGUUUCACAGCAACUGCAUGAUCUGAAUUUGGAGGGACGGUGGAGCGCGGCACAAGAGGUGAUACGGCGUCAUCCGGAACACUGGCCGGAGGAAAAAGCGACGUUUGAACUUUUUUGUGAGUGCUUGGCACAAGUGCUCUCACGCAACUUUUACCGCGAGGAGAUUGAAGGGCGUGAGGGGCCUUACCUUAUUCCUUGUCUGGACAUCAUUAAUCAUUCUUUUACGGCAAAUGGAAAGUUUGAGGUGCGGGGAGGUGGUCGCAAGCAUCCUAUGGAAUUUUGUGUUGUUGCGGCGCGUGAAAUAUGCCGUGGGGAACAGGUGUUUUGCUCUUAUGGGCGAAUUGGCGCGUCAAGGUUUGUGGUGGAGUUUCAAUUUGUCACGGACUCCAUUGUAAAGGAAGACAUGCUGCGUUUUUCUGUGGAUGUUAUUGCGGAAAUGACUUUGGCUCUCAUCUCGCUUGAAUCGGAAUCACUUUCUUCUGCGGUGGACUUGGCAAAUAUCCAGCGACGCAUAGAGUGGCUGCAACGUCUUGGAAUUCUAUUCGAUGAGGGAUUUUACGUCUCGCGGUUACCCUCGGCUGCUGCCGGGGGCGGUGAUUUGCCUGCUUCGACCGCAAAGGAAAUCCAAACAUUAUUUAACGUCUUUUACCUCUUGACUGUGGGGGCAUCGACUUUUGAAAACUUAACCCGCUCGAUCAACCGCGAGUGGCAGGUGGAGCGGAAAGGGGAGGUGGUGGCGCUGGUGCUGAGGCUGCUUGCAAUGCGAGCGGAGGGUGCACGUGCACAGUUGGCCGCUGCGGAGGUGCACUUUGCAGAGGCACAGCACCAUGCACGCAGAAAGAUGCUGCAAAUGUCGUUGAACUCCGAAUUGGAGAUGAUUCAACUCCUGCAGAAGCACCUGGGCGAGCCUUGCUAA
Molecule: messenger RNA, 1374 nt
Organism: Trypanosoma cruzi
Lineage: Eukaryota; Euglenozoa; Kinetoplastea; Trypanosomatida; Trypanosomatidae
Exons: 1
Coding region: 1-1374 (457 amino acids)
Biological process (GO): peptidyl-lysine monomethylation
Molecular function (GO): protein-lysine N-methyltransferase activity; protein binding
Source: RefSeq, a predicted model, not a curated record